Messenger RNA from Somion occarium, 2617 nucleotides. The record is from the annotation of a GenBank genome assembly. NCBI's taxonomy places the organism in Eukaryota, Fungi, Basidiomycota, Agaricomycetes, Polyporales, Cerrenaceae.
AUUCUUUUUUGAUGUUUUACUUUGUAUGCUGCACGCGUGGCCAGUCAAAGUAAUUAAUUUGACAACAUAAGUUUCUCCGUCUGGGCACCAAGGCAAACGCUUCUAUCAAGGAACCAAGGAACCUGAGAACGCUAGUAGUUGGUCUCGGCAUAGACCAGAAUAUACAUAGGUCAUACCCAGGUCACCAGCUUGGGUAGAUAAAGCGAUUCAUAUGAGAGGAGCUGUCAGUAACCUCUCUCUUUCCACCACAUUCCCAUUACCUCCUGUUUGUGCAUCAUGUCAAUCCAAUCUAAACACUUUUUGAAUACACCGGAAUCGCUUGUCCUCGAUUCAUUGGAAGGACUUUGUGCAGUUAAUCCGCACCUUGCUCUUGAUAGUCAAAACAAAGGUGAUCGAUGCUUCUACGAGAUCAUCUCUGACCCCUCUCAAACUGCUGCUCGGUAGUUGUGUAUCUAUCUUCCCGCGAUUCGUCCAAAGUCGCUCUCAUCUGUGGAGGAGGAUCCGGUCAUGAGCCAGCCCACGCAGGAUUCGCGAGGGAAUGCUCUCUGCUGGUGUUUGCGGAAGUGUCUUCGCCUCUCCCAAUGCCAGUCAAGUCCGUCGUGGAAUCAAUCUGGUAGAGAACGACAAAGGAGUCGUGAUCAUCGUCAAAAACUACACUGGUGACGUACUCAACUUCGGCCUUGCUAAAGAGCAAUACGCCGCCUUAAAUCCAACCAAAUCUGAUCGGGCCAAGUUCCUGAUUGUCGGUGACGAUGUUGCUGUCGGCAAGACCCAGGGUAAGAUCGUCGGUCGAAGAGGUCUUGCCGGAACGGUCCUAGUAUACAAGAUCGCCGGAGCCCUGGCUCACAGAGGUGCAAGCCUCGAGGAGGUCUAUGAUAUCGCUCAAUGGGUCGCGUCCCGGAUCGGCACUAUUGGUGUGGGACUUGAGCAUUGUCAUGUACCGGGGACUGCUUCCUCAGAAUCAGCUCUCUCGCCCUCGGAGAUCGAGAUAGGCAUGGGCAUCCAUAACGAACCAGGAAAUCGCCGAAUCUCCCCGGUCCCUCCCCUCCAUGAACUCAUUCCUCAGCUUUUGGAACACCUUCUUUCGACGACUGACCCUGAGAGAUCAUUUUUACCAUUCAAGGGUAAAGGCAAUGGAGACAAGGUUGUGUUGCUUGUGAACAACCUUGGAGGGACGUCUGAGCUUGAGGUGGGUGCGAUCGUCAAGGAAACCGUGAAGGGUUUGAAGGAAGCUGGGGUUGAAGUGGAAAGAGUGUUGUCUGGGACAUUCAUGACAAGCCUAAACAUGCCAGGCUUCUCCAUCACCCUUCUUCUUCUCCCCUCCUCAACAGACACCGACGCACCACAGACCUCCCAGAUCCUGUCCCUCCUCGAUGAAGCUACGAACGCUCCAGGCUGGAAAUGGUCUUCGGGCCUGCCACCUUCCACUAUCCAACAAGCUGCAACUACCGUCCCAUCCGCCGCCGGCGCGGCUCUCCCAUCAGAAGGCGAGAAACUGGCAGCUUCGGAUCCGAGUGCAUUCAUUGACGCUGUGAAGCGUGCAUGCAAAGCGUUAAUCGACGAGGAACCGGAGAUCACUCGUAUGGACAGUAUCGCCGGAGAUGGAGAUUGUGGAUUGACUCUCAAAGCUGGCGCUACUGCCGUGUUGAAGGAGAUCGAGGAAGGAAGGAUCGUUGGCGAUGACGUUGUGGGCUCUGUCAUUGCGGUCUCAAGAGUUGCGGAAGAGCAAAUGGGUGGAACCAGUGGUGCUUUAUACUCAAUUUUCUUCUCCGCGCUAGCCCAAGGCCUCCAAUCCAAUCGCUCUCCUAACACCACCUCAGUCGAUUCAACCCUCUGGGCAUCUGCUGCCUCCUCCGCACUCACGAAACUCUAUACAUACACCCGUGCCCGACCUCCCUCCCGCACUCUUGUUGAUCCUCUCGACGCUUUAGCCUCCAAACUCUCUUCUGGAGAUACUGUGGACUUCAAGGCCGCUGUAGGUGCUGCAGCUGAUGCAGCUUUGAAUACGAGAGAUUUGGAGGCGAAGGCUGGAAGGAGUGCGUAUGUGGAAGGAGAUAGGUUGAAGACCGAGAGAAUACCUGAUCCUGGAGCUUGGGGUGUCAAGGCGAUCUUGCAGGCAUUGGUAAAGUGAAGUAUACUCAGUGGAACGUCUGGGUGAGCAAAUUCUUUCGUUUUUGGUGCCGUUGUAUUGGAAUGCGGACAAUGUUGUAUAAGUGAUAAUUGGAUGUAGGAUUAUUUGUUUGAAUAUGACGUUCACAGUUGGCUAGAACCGUCUGCUCAUCCUCAUGAUUCUAUCCUAAGGAGUCUGAAGGGACAAGAGAUUCGGCAUAAAUGUCCGACCAAUCGUUACCCUACCGCUAAAUUACUUCCUAUCAUCUAAGUAUAUCAAAAGUAUACCCUACCAGGGGGGAGGGCAAAUCAAAGAAGUCUGACUGGCGUCUGGAUUCUGCUAAGUCUGACUGCGUGCUGAUCAAUGUACAAGGGAGGGAAUCAGGUGGAAGUAAUGGUGACUCCAUUGUGGGGAUUACCUUUCCCGGUGGAGGUGUUUCGUUUUAGCAGGUAUGAUUCCAUGUUUGGUAUAAGUAUGGGCCGCAUAUGCAUAAGUUUCCUAUAGGCU